AUGGAGCUCUGUCUCAGUUGCCUCGCUGGUGAUUUGGUCCAUGUAUUGGAUUUGGCUGAAGGGGUUGCUGAUGUGUUGGAGCUGCAUGCAUCACAAGUUGAUGCUGACGCCGAGAUACGAGGAAAGCUGGAUCAUCUUCAGAUUCUGGAUGGGUUACUGAAGAAAGACUACGACCGGCGGGCGACACCCACCAACCAUCUCAAUAACGCCACCACGGUGUACUGUGAGCUGUAUAUUCGCAGUUUCGGCUCCAUCAGCCCUGCCACCAUGGACUACGAAGUCGAUUUGUACCUGCGACAGAAGUGGCAGGACGAGAGGCUGAAACAUGCGGAGAUUACUGAAGCUUUGGACCUGAACGACCCGAACCUGGUGAAGGCCAUAUGGAAACCGGAAGUGUACUUCCCUAACGCGAAGCACGCCGAAUUCCAGUACGUCACCGUACCUAACGUCCUUGUGCGCAUCAACCCUGACGGAGAGAUUCUCUACAUGCUGAGGUUGAAGCUGACCUUCUCCUGCAUGAUGGAUCUUUCAAAAUUCCCCCUCGAUAGUCAAGUCUGCACAAUGGAGGUCGCCAGCUUCUCUAAGACAAUCGAAGAGUUGAGUCUGGAGUGGAAGACAAUGAAUCCCGUUAUUAUGGGGAAAGGUCUGCGCAUGCCCCAAUUUGAAAUAGUCAAGAUAGCAGCCUCUGAUUGCCAGGAGUCAUUUCAUAUCGGCAACUAUAGCUGUUUGGUAGCAGAGUUUCACCUUAGUCGCUCGGUCGGGUUCCACUUGAUACAAAGUUACUUACCAACCAUCCUCAUAGUCGUCAUUUCUUGGGUCUCCUUCUGGAUGGACGUGGACUCAGUGCCCGGUCGAACCACUCUUGGAGUCACGACCCUUCUUGCAGUGUCCUCCCAGUCAUCAGGGAUCCAGAGUGGAUUACCCCAGGUCAGCUAUGUGAAGGCCAUUGAUGUAUGGAUGGGUACCUGCACAGCAUUUGUUUUCUCUGCACUUCUGGAAUUUACAUUCGUGAAUUACAUGUGGCGCAAGCAGUCAGUUGAGAUAUUGGAUGGAAAGAAAAAGUCACCAGAAGCUGUCAAUGGGAAAGCAGUGGCUCAGAGCUCAGAAGAGCCUGAUUUGGCUGUUGCUGUUACAAUGAAGAAGUGUGCAACAACAGAUGAUUCUGUGCUUGGAUGUGAAUCAAGGGUACCUCAUAACAUGUGUCCAGGUCGUGAGACACUCACCAAAUAUAAGGUGAGAGCGCGCCGAAUUGAUGAGCUCUCCCGAUUCUGCUUUCCUCUUAUAUUCGCUGUCUUUAACCUCUUGUAUUGGUCAUACUACCUUUCAUAACUUCAACACAGGAGAAGAACCCAAUCCUCUGUAUCUGACCUCAAGACCACGGCUACCAAGACUCUUCACACUACAUCUACUCUGUAGUAUUUGGGUAGAUAACAAAGAAACUUUCAUGGAAAAUAUUGUCUAUAAAGUGAUAUAACUACUGAACUGUGUCAUGGUUCACUUGCUUUCUCUUUUCAAUAAUUCUAGUGAGGUUCCCUGCUAGAUGCUGAUCACUGGAAUUACAGACUUAAUAAUAUAUUGAAACCACUGAAGUUCACUGCAACUUAAACCUUGUCAACAUGAAAAAGUCAUUAAAAUAAGUAAAGAAUAACUAAAUCCAUUCCAAAAUGCAACACACAUUGGAUAGCAAUAUUGAAAAAGUGAUUUUGCUGUCACAUAAAUGUGUAUAAAAUCUGAUAUUUUCGAUUUCUGCACAAAAACUUCAGUGUGUUAAGAAACUUGUAGAAAGAAUUGAGACCUGACAAAGAUUCCCAGAAUAAAACAGCGAAUUUUUAAGUAUGUAAUAAAUGUGGUUCAGAAGUAAUUAACAGUGUUAAAACACUGAUAAUUCUUACAUAUUUUCUUAUGUGUAAAUUGCUCUUUGAUAAAUUGAAAAGUAAGAACUAAUUACUUAGAACAAAGUGGCCAAAUUUCAUGUUAUUGCCUCUUUUACUAAAAUAUCACACAGCUUAAAACAUGCAGAGACAUAAUGGUUAGAGUUCUAGAGCAUAAAUUGAAACAUUCUUAAAUCUUAUAUAUGUUUCAUGACUGAUUUCAUACCUAAUAUUACUUGCAAAUAUGAAUAUCAUUAUUAUUUCCCAAUAUAAAAUUUCAAUUUGUCUGUUCAAGGAGUUCAAGCUUGAUGUGUAAGAGUGCGCACCAAGGUAAGGUACAUAGUUUCCAGCAUCCCUGAACUACUGCUGUUUCUUUCAGUUCAAACUUCUUUGGACAUCUUACAUAAUCAGUCGUUAUCAUGUUACUUCCAGAUAUGUUGAAUCAUGUGUUGAACAAAACUUUUGCUUGAUUUUAAACAUUCAAGCAUUCUGUGUCAGAGCUACAAAUCCUGCAUCCUAAAAUAAAUGACAACCAAUUACAGAAGUAAGCUGAAAUAUAACUUCAUUUCUAUUUGAGAUAUCAAGGCAAAUAUAUUAAGAAUUUUGAGACUGCCUAGAAGAAUAUUGUAACUCAUUUUCAAACAUAAGUAACUAAUAUCAUUCUUCUAUGUAGCCACAGACAUUGCUGAAAAAGUGCCUGAAAAAUGUUCCAAGUAAUUUGAUAUUAGAAGUGGCUUGCAUCUUGUUCUACAAUGCGGCAUGGAUGUUCGCCACAAUUAUUCAAGGGCAGGGAGGACAAGGUUAGUUAUGUAAGGAACAUGGUACAAGGGUUCGAACUUUAACAGUGCAACACUGCUGUAGAGACGCCAUGCAACGGAACCAAAUAAUGUCGCUUAUACCACGCGUUAGUUACAUACCUA
Messenger RNA from Cryptotermes secundus, 2791 nucleotides. Its product is annotated as glycine receptor subunit alpha-3. The coding region runs from base 1 to 1329 and encodes 442 amino acids. The transcript has 10 exons. The record is from RefSeq and is a predicted model, not a curated record. Gene Ontology annotation, cellular component: synapse; membrane; neuron projection. Gene Ontology annotation, molecular function: extracellular ligand-gated monoatomic ion channel activity; transmembrane signaling receptor activity; neurotransmitter receptor activity. Gene Ontology annotation, biological process: regulation of membrane potential; chemical synaptic transmission; chloride transmembrane transport. Lineage: Eukaryota; Metazoa; Arthropoda; Insecta; Blattodea; Kalotermitidae.